AUGUCAGAAGAAUUAGAGAAUAAGUUUUUAGAGUUAUGUGCAAAAUACCCAGCUGGUUUAAACCAGCAAAUGAUGGAAAUGGGAUUAGGACAUAAGAUGGAGGAUGUUGCAAAAGUUAUAAAUAAUUUAUUAAAGCAAGGUAGACUUCUUAUUCACCAAAAUCCCGAUGAAACUACAUCUUAUAGAGAAGUUAAUCCAGAGGAUCAAAUGAAAUUUAGAGGAUUAGGAGCGGAAGAUUUUUUAAUAUAUCAAUUAAUUGAAACAUCAGGUAACAAUGGUGCAUGGACAAGAGAGUUAAAGCAACAAUCGGGAUAUCAACAAGUACAAAUUACAAAAAUAUUAAAGAUUUUAGAGAAUCGUAAGUUAAUUAAAGCGGUUAAAUCAAUUCAGUCAGGCAGAAAAAAGGUAUAUAUGUUAUAUAAUAUGGAACCCUCAAGAGAUGUUACAGGUGGUACAUUAUAUGGUGGGGAUCAAUCAUACGAUCAUCAAUAUAUUCAAAUUAUGAAAAUGCAUAUCAAAACAUUCGUUGAAAAUAAAGGUGCUGUAGAUUUAAGCGAUAUUAUGACAUAUUUAAGAAAGGUAGCAGAAGAAGCCACAAGUCAAUCAUUGGGACCAGAGGAUAUUCAAGCAUUAGUAAACACAGUCAUCUAUGAUGGUGAUAUUGAAGAGAUGAGAGAUACCAGAAUGGGAGCAUUAAUGGGAAGAAGAUCCGGUAUCCUUUAUAAACCAACCAAAACAUCAAUACCUGUAAAUAAUUUUUGUAAUAUGCCAUGUGGUAAUUGUCCAGUAUUUGAAAUUUGUAGCGACGAUGGUAUUAUUUCCCCAAAAAAAUGUGUAUAUUUUCAACAAUUUCUUGACCAAACCGAUGAUUUAGAUUUUUGA
Messenger RNA from Dictyostelium purpureum, 882 nucleotides. RefSeq lists its product as uncharacterized. The record is from RefSeq and is a predicted model, not a curated record. Gene Ontology annotation, cellular component: RNA polymerase III complex. Bases 1 to 882 code for a protein of 293 amino acids. Lineage: Eukaryota; Evosea; Eumycetozoa; Dictyosteliales; Dictyosteliaceae. Gene Ontology annotation, biological process: transcription by RNA polymerase III. The transcript is spliced from 2 exons.